This is a messenger RNA of Olea europaea var. sylvestris, 949 nucleotides long. RefSeq names its product calmodulin-7-like. Lineage: Eukaryota; Viridiplantae; Streptophyta; Magnoliopsida; Lamiales; Oleaceae. The transcript has 2 exons. The record is from RefSeq and is a predicted model, not a curated record. The coding region runs from base 231 to 680 and encodes 149 amino acids. Gene Ontology annotation, molecular function: enzyme regulator activity; calcium ion binding.
CAAAGACAAACGUUUUGAUUAUUCUUUUGAUUACUGUAAUUGAAUGACAGAAAUUACCUAAAAAAUUUAUCAUUUUUCCUUUCUUCUUUGAAAAAUCUCUUUGGAUCCCUCUUCUCAUCCUCCAUAUAUAUUCCUUUUAGCUCUGCCAGGCUGCCUACUUUUGUCGAGAGCCCAUCUCAUUUCUUCGAAGGAAUUAAGAAAAAUUGUUCGGAGUCGAAAUAAGAGAAGAAAUGGUAGAUCAGUUGACAGAUGAUCAGAUCUCUGAGUUCAAGGAGGCCUUUAGCCUUUUUGACAAAGACGGCGAUGGAUGCAUCACAACCAAGGAGCUGGGUACUGUAAUGAGAUCCUUAGGGCAGAAUCCGACCGAAGCUGAGCUUCAAGACAUGAUAAACGAGGUUGAUGCCGAUGGUAAUGGAACCAUUGAUUUCCCCGAGUUUUUGAACCUUAUGGCCAGGAAAAUGAAGGAUACCGAUUCUGAGGAGGAGCUUAAAGAGGCUUUCCGUGUUUUUGACAAGGAUCAGAAUGGUUUCAUUUCUGCUGCUGAGCUGCGCCAUGUGAUGACUAAUCUUGGCGAGAAGCUGACUGAUGAGGAAGUAGACGAGAUGAUUAGGGAAGCUGAUGUUGAUGGCGAUGGACAAAUCAAUUACGAAGAGUUUGUCAAGGUGAUGAUGGCAAAGUAAUAUCCCUGUCUAGUAAAUCUUAUGAAUAAAAAUAAGAACAAAACUGAAGAAAAAAAAAUGAUAAAUAGGGUCGAGUACGUACUUGUUUCUGUUUUCAUUAUUUUAUGUUAUGGUUUUUAGUUCAAACUUCUGUUGUAAUGUUGGUGGAAAAUCCUUUUUAUUGCUUAUGUAAUAUUUCUUUCUCACGAUGGUCGCAACUCUUCCAUUUGUCAAUUCGUUAAACGCAUGGACUGAUCGAACAAAGUUGUUAAGCUAGUCCUGUCGGAUUA